This is a messenger RNA of Momordica charantia (bitter melon), 2147 nucleotides long. RefSeq names its product Pentatricopeptide repeat (PPR) superfamily protein. Lineage: Eukaryota; Viridiplantae; Streptophyta; Magnoliopsida; Cucurbitales; Cucurbitaceae. Gene Ontology annotation, molecular function: RNA binding; protein binding. Gene Ontology annotation, biological process: RNA modification. The record is from RefSeq and is a predicted model, not a curated record.
CCCCUUUUCAUUUGCUGGUCAUUCAUCUGAGCGUCAAAGAAACGAUGAACACCAUUAAUGGGGUAUAGAAGGCCAUGAAUCUUCUGAAUCCUUUAGUCGAUUACGGGAUAGGGAAGACCCAUUAAUCUAAGCUUCAGAAUUUACAGUAGCUCCAAUCUCCUUGCCGCUAAAUAAUAUGCGAUACGAGCUCGGCCGUCAAGUUCAGAACCCAAGUGCUUUCGGUUUACCACAUGAAACCCACAACAAUAUGGAGAAAAUCUUACUCCUCAUCCUGUAGGCAAUUGAUCAAUGGCCAUGGCGCCAUCGAAACGUUACCUCUUAAAUCCAGUAACGUACCAUUUCCUCGCGGUAAAUUAUAUGCCAGUCAAAUGUUCGACAAAAUGCCUCAGUUAAACGUGGUCUCAGCAACCGCCGUAAUUGGGCGCCACGCAAGGAAGAACCAGCACGAAGAGGUAUUAUGCCUCUUUUCUGCAAUGUUUGUGUUAAAUUUGAGGCCCAACGAGUUCACUUUUGGAACUGUGAUUCACUCUGCAACUGCGGUUAGAGACAUUGAUAUUGGCAAGGAAAUCCAUGCUUGUGCCAAGAAGAUUGGCCUUCACUCUAAUGUGUUUGUUGGCAGUGCACUUUUAGAUUUGUAUGCUAAGUUGAGUGUCAUUGAGGAGGUCCAAAGAGCUUUUGAUGACAUCAAGAUCCCAAAUGUGGUUUCUUACACUAGUUUGAUUUCUGGGUACCUGAAAAUGGAGAGGAUUCAAGAUGCUCUCCAGGUGUUCGAUGAAAUGCCCGAGCGAAACAUCGUGUCAUGGAAUGCAAUGAUUGGUGGGUUAAGCCAGAAGGGACACAAUGAGGAUGCUGUGCAUCUGUUUAUUGAUAUGCUUAGAGAAGGGUUCUUGCCCACCCAAUCUACUUUCCCUUCUGCUAUUUGUGCUGCUGCUAAUAUUGCAUCACUUGGGAUAGGGAGGAGUUUUCAUGCUUGUGCGGUCAAGUUCUUGGGCAAGCUCGACGUGUUCGUUAAUAAUUCCCUUAUUAGCUUUUACGCAAAAUGUGGAAGCAUGGAAGAUAGUUUGGUGAUUUUCAAUAAACUUGUUGAAAGGAACAUAGUUUCAUGGAAUGCUGUGCUAUGUGGUUAUGCUCAAAAUGGCAGGGGAAAGGAAGCCAUAGGUUUCUAUGAAAGGAUGAGUUCUGCAGGCGUCAAACCGAAUGGUGUGACACUUCUUAGCUUGUUAUGGGCUUGUAAUCACGCCGGGCUCGUCGAUGAAGGUUAUUCAUAUUUCAAUCAAGCGAGACUUGACAACCCCAACAUGCUGAAACCGGAGCAUUAUGCUUGUCUGGUCGAUUUACUCUCACGUUCAGGUCAAUUCAGACGAGCAGAGGAAUUUAUUCGCGACCUACCCUUCGAUCCAGGGAUCGGGUUCUGGAAAGCUUUGCUCGGGGGUUGCCAAAUUCACUCAAACGUGGAACUUGGUGAGCUUGCAGCUCAAAGAAUUUUAGCUUUGGAUCCGGGCGAUGUUUCGUCGUAUGUAAUGAUGUCAAAUGCGCAUUCUGCUGCCGGGAAAUGGCAAAGUGUAUCGACGUUAAGAAGGGAAAUGAAGGAGAAGGGGAUGAAGAGGGUUCCUGGUUGCAGUUGGAUUGAGAUCAGAAGCAAAGUUAAUGUCUUUGUGACUGGUGAUAGGAAUCACCACCAAAAGGAUGAAAUCUAUUCUGCCAUGAGAUUCUUUGUUGAGCACUUGAAAGAGAGUGAAGAUUUCAACCUCCUUUCAGACUCAUAAAUGAAAAUAUAUACUAUUGACAACUUGGUAAAUUAUAAAGACAAGUGACUCUGAGAAUUUAGAACAAAGGGGUAUUGAAAACCUCUAGCGCGCGACAAUCUUAGUUGUGGGAUCGACAUUUUCCAAUACCAACAGCAGUUCUCCUUCUGCUCACUCUUACCGAAAACAAACUCAUUUUCCUUGACAUUGUCAUGMCUAUAAAAGUUUCAAGCUUCGUUACAUGUAUUGAGUCGGGAGAGGAGGCGACAUCGAGGUGCCAAACGUUCCCGUCUGUAUUAUAAUUGUUUAUUAAAUGUACUAAAAUUACUAAAUUAGAUUUAGUAAUAUAGUGUAGGAUUUAUCAUCUUCCAUUUUAAUGGGUUUCAUCACUAUUUUUUUUCC